Messenger RNA from Meleagris gallopavo (turkey), 7242 nucleotides. NCBI's taxonomy places the organism in Eukaryota, Metazoa, Chordata, Aves, Galliformes, Phasianidae. The record is from RefSeq and is a predicted model, not a curated record.
CAGGAUGUGCCACUGCACCACUGAGGGAGUCCUGCUGCCUUCAGCUUGGGAACGCUCCCUUUGUGAGCAGAUACAUGGGAGCUGAACUUUGAAAUAUCCACAAGCCUCCCACCUUUCCCCUUAAAGGACACAGAGCUGAAAUGUUAUUACUUCUCUGGUACUGUAAGCUAAACAACAACAAAGCCAUUAACAUUUCCAACAGCAGGGAGUGUGUUUGUAUUUCCAUUCCCCUCAUGGGAUAAGGGCUGAGCUGCCCUGUCUCUAAACCUUGCCAUGUUUUCCCCUUAAAGGCCAGGAUCUGAAGUGGAAAUAUUCAAUCCGGAAAGAACAUCUUGGAGACGAUUAGCAAUUCAAAACAUCAGCCUUGUGAUGGAGGGACCUCUUGCCCUACGUGCUGUAUUUGCUGCUCUUUUAUGUAGAGAGAACUGCAAAUCCAACUCCCACGUGGGAUUCGGGCUUCCAGACGAGUCCCCAUCCUGGGGCUGCCCACAGAGAUAUGGGGCAGCUGCAGUGCAAACCGUGGUGGGGAUUCCCAGGUUCUGGGGGCAGCUUGGGGCUGGGUUUCAGUCAGGAAGGUUUUAAACAGUGCCCCAGGCUGGAGGAGCUCCAUGCUGUCCUCUUGUGCUUCUGCAAGGGCUGAGGCUCCGUUCUUACAUCCCAAUCCUGCUCCAGCUCCCAGAAUGUGCUCUCUGCCUUCCCUCCCAGUGUCUGCAUGUGCUUUCAGCCAGGCUGCGUUCAUCACCUUUCAUUCUGUCGCUAACCAUGACACCUGGCUGCAGCACAGUGAGGUGGGACACAGCUCCUGUUGGUGAGCAGCCACAGCCAGCAAUGGCCAUGCAGCCCAGGAACAUCCCCAAGGCACCUGGUCUGUGUGCUGCAGGGCCUGAACACAGUGCUGGGCUGCAGCACUAUGGUACAGAGGCGGAGCAGAGCAGGAAUAUUUCUCCUUCUGCAGGAGCUGGGAUUUGGCAAGGGCUCACACGCUGGUUUGCUCGCAGCCUUGCCUUGCCGUCUGCUUGUCUCUCCCCUUGAAUGUGUGGCUCUGUGCUGGCUGCUGUACAGUUGGGUUAUUUCCAGAUUCUCUUGGGUUCUCCACGUAAGGAUGUCAGCAGCUGCCUGGGACGGGCUCCUGUUCCCUCGUGCUGUGGCUCUGUGUCUGAUGGGACCAUGCCUUGGUCCAGGGAGGUGAGGAGCCCCACAGCCAGGAGAUGCAGAGCAGAGAGCUGCCAGCCUCACAUCCAGAGGGCUGAGCAGCACCAACCCCAGCCAUGGAGAUUUAUCCUUGAGCAAAAAGCAGUUCCGUGCUGGUGGAAACCUGAGGCUGCAGGCUGGUGGCUGCUGGGAGAUGUCGCAGAACCUCAUUACCCAAAGCCAUGAAUUUCUCACUCAGAGCUCAGCAGGAUUCCAUGGAGCAAUUUGAGGCAAAGUCUCUUUUUGUGCCCUGAGAAUCACAUCCAAGAGAUGAAAUUCUCAUCCAUAAGGUGUAAAGGAGGGUGAGGGCCAGCACAGCCCCAGACAGCGCUGUCUCCUGUCCACGGGUGAGUUUACCCAGUGAGGCCCCGAAGGCAUUUGGAGCUGUGUUGUGUCUGCGCUGGGGAAGGCAGCAGGGCAAGGUGCUGCCGUGUGCAUUCUGCGAUGCUCAUUUGUGCAAGUGGCAGGAAGGGAAGAGGAUGGACUCUGCAUUAUCUGUGCGUUGGAGAGCUCAGCGCGGGCUGCUCUGCUGGAGAUGGGGAGAAUUGUGGCAGCAGAAAUUGCGAAGGGAUUAUAAAAAACAUCAGAGGAUAAGCUGUUCUCUUAAUGUAUGUAGCGGAGGGGGAAGGCAGGGGAAGCACACAGGGCUGGGGAGAAGGAGCAGCAGCCCUGAGCCCUGCGCUGAGCUCCAGCACCUCUCACACUGCUUCUUUCUGGGCUUUAUCUUCUCAUCCACUCUGCAUAAAGAGGAAGCAGUGUCGACAAUGGGGCGAACUGCUGUCCUGGCUCAGUCAGACCCCAGGCAAUAAAAACAAACCGGCAGCAGCCGGAGGGUUUGUUUGGGUAUGCACAGCGGUUGUGGGGCUGCUGUUGGAUCGCUUUAUGGUCGCACAGGCUUUAAAAAUUGAAUAAAACUGUGACUUUUAUGGCUCCUAAUAAAAAACGCAUAAAAAGGGAACCGGUUUGGUGAGAAGAGGGAGUGAGGUGCUGGGAAAUUUCCUUUCUGGGUUUAACAGCAAAGAUAUAACGUGUUUGAAGGUAUCGUCUGUCCUGGGUGCAGUGGGAGCUCUCCCUGCUCUGCUUUUAAUGCAGGCAUCUCCUGUGCUUUGGGAAACCCGGUGCUUUUUUUAAACGUAGCGUCGCGUGUGGGCCAAUAUGAUGGCAAAUUACAUAAUGAGGUGCAAAGAAGUGGGGAAAAAAAAGAGUUAGAUGUUGAGUCAGGAAAAAACAAAAAAAAAGAUUGUGAUGGGAGAGAGAAGCUGACCCGCCUGCAGGUGCUCAGCCCCCAGGUGGGCUCAGCGUGAGGAGGGGCUGCCUGCUGUACUCUGUUCCAGGUGCCCGGGGUCCUCUCCGUCCCCAUGAGCGGCGGUGCCCAUGCAGCCCCUGGUGAUGCAGGAAUGGCCCUUCGUCGUCCCGCGGUGUCCUGAGUGGCGCGUGGCUGAGCUGGCACGGCGUGGAUCUGCUGCCCACCCGCUGUCCCAGGUUAAAGGCUCUCAGGAUGGCACAGGACCUUCGUGUGUAACCCCCUGGGUUCCUGACAGUGCUGCUGGGCCCCAGGCCCCUCUGGAGAUGAAUCUUUGUUGGAACGAGAUCAAAAAGAAAUCUCACAGCCUUCGGGCUCGUCUGGAGGCGUUCUCCGACCACAGUGGGAAGCUGCAGGUGCCCCUCCAGGAGAUCAUCGACUGGCUGGGCCAGAAGGAUGAGGAGCUGUCGGCGCAGCUGCCCCUGCGUGGCGAUGUGCUCCUGGUGCAGCAGGAGAAGGAGACGCACGCGGCUUUCAUGGAAGAGGUGAAGUCCCGGGGGCCAUACAUUUACUCUGUCUUAGAGUCAGCGCAGGCUUUCCUCUCUCAGCAUCCAUUUGAGGAACUGGAAGAGCCAAAUUCAGAAAGCAAAGAUGUCUCUCCCCGGCACCGCAUCCAGAACAUCAGCCGCUUUGUCUGGAAGCAGGCGAACGUGGCCAGCGAGCUGUGGGAGAAGCUGACAGCCCGCUGCGUGGACCAGCACCGGCACAUCGAGCGGACAUUGGAGCAGCUGCUGGAGAUCAAAGGGGCCAUGGAGGAGCUCAGCACGGCGCUGGAUCAGGCCGAGAGCGUGCGCGAAACCUGGGAACCCAUCGGGGACCUCUUCAUCGAUUCCUUGCCAGAGCACAUCCAGUCGACCAAGCUCUUCAAAGAGGAGCUCUCUCCCAUGAAGGACGGGGUGAAGGUGGUCAAUGACCUUGCACACCAGCUCGCCAUCUCCGAUGUCCACCUGUCCAUGGAGAACUCUCGCACCCUGGAGCAGAUCAACACGCGCUGGAAGCAGCUGCAGGCCUCCAUCAAUGAACGCCUGAAGCAGCUCCAAGAUGCCCACCGGGACUUCGGGCCGGGCUCCCAGCACUUCCUCUCCUCCUCUGUUCAGGUUCCCUGGGAGCGAGCCAUUUCCCCCAACAAAGUGCCAUACUACAUCAACCACCAGGCACAGACCACGUGCUGGGACCACCCAAAGAUGACAGAGCUGUACCAGACGCUGGCGGAUUUGAACAACAUCAAGUUCUCAGCCUAUCGGACAGCUAUGAAGCUGCGGCGGGUGCAGAAAGCCCUGCGAUUGGACAUGGUGACCUUGGCCACGGCCCUGGAAAUCUUCAAUGAGCACGACCUGCAGCCCAGCGACCGUGCGAUGGACGUGGUGGAGGUCAUCCACUGCCUGACCUCCCUCUACGAGAGGCUGGAGGAGGAGCGGGGCAUCCUGGUGAACGUGCCGCUCUGCGUGGAUAUGAGCCUCAACUGGCUGCUCAACGUCUUCGACAGUGGCCGCAGUGGGAAGAUGAGGGCCCUCUCCUUCAAGACGGGCAUUGCAUGUCUGUGUGGGACAGAGGUCAAGGAGAAGUUUCAGUACCUCUUCAGCCAAGUGGCAAAUGCAGGCGGGCUGUGUGACCAGAGGCACCUGGGUGUGCUGCUGCACGAGGCCAUCCAGGUGCCACGGCAGCUGGGUGAGGUGGCAGCGUUUGGGGGCAGCAACGUGGAGCCCAGCAUCCGCAGCUGCUUCCGAUUCAGCCAUGGGAAACCUGCCAUCGAGGCAGCCCAGUUUCUGGAGUGGGCCAACCUGGAGCCUCAGUCCAUGGUGUGGUUGGCCGUGCUGCACCGCGUCACCAUGGCCGAGCAGGUGAAGCACCAGACCAAGUGCUCUGUCUGCCGGCAGUGCCCCAUCAAGGGCUUCAGGUACCGCAGCCUGAAGCAGUUCAACGUGGAUAUUUGCCAGACCUGCUUCCUCACUGGGCGAGCCAGCAAGGGCAACAAGUUGCACUACCCCAUCAUGGAGUACUACACCCCGACCACCUCCAGUGAGAACAUGAGGGACUUUGCCACCACGCUGAAGAACAAGUUUCGGUCCAAGCAGUAUUUCAGCAAGCACCCACAGAGGGGGUACCUGCCUGUCCAGUCCGUGCUGGAGGCUGACUUCUCUGAAACACCAGCCUCCUCCCCGAUGUUGCCUCACGCUGACACGCACUCUCGGAUUGAGCACUUUGCCAGCAGGCUUGCAGAGAUGGAAAACCAGAACUGUUCCUUCUUCAGUGACAGCCUGUCCCCUGAUGAUAGCUUGGAUGAGGACCAAUACUUGCUGCGUCACUCCAGCCCCAUCACGGACCGGGAGCCUGCAGGCAGCCAGCAGGUCCCAGGCAGCCUGCCCAUGGAUGACAAGGGGGAGCUGGAGCGCAUCCUGGCCCACCUGGAGGAUGAAAACAGGAUCCUCCAGGGAGAGCUGAGGCGUUUGAAGUGGCAGCACGACGAGGCAGUGGAAUCCCCGACCUUGGCUACGAGCUCCCCCGAAUCGGUGCAGGACCCACGCAACGAGGAGCUCCUGGCAGAGGCACGGAUCCUCCGGCAGCACAAGAGCCGCCUGGAGACCCGCAUGCAGAUCCUAGAGGACCACAACAAGCAGCUGGAGUCCCAGCUGCACCGGCUGAGGGAGCUGCUGCUGCAGCCUCCAGCAGAGUCAAAUGGCAAUGGUUCAGCAGCAUCUUCCUUGGCUUCAUCUCCACAUCAGUCUGAAGGCAGCCAGGCGAAGGAUAAGGAGCACGACACCCCCGACACCGAAGCAGCAGCAGAUGAGGUGGAAGCCAAAACACAAGAAGUCAGCGUGUGCCUGGAGGACAUCAUGGAGAAGCUGCGCAGCGCCUUCCCCAACUCUCGAGGUACUCGGGUGAAAUCCCCCUCGCUGGCAUCCUACUGCUCCAUCAGAUGAGGUUUUUUCCCUGCGGAGCCCUGCCCCGAUCCCACCCUCCCCCCGUCGACGAUCUCCCACUGCCACAAGCACAGAGAGGAUGAGGAGGAGCCCUCCCACCUGCGAGGACAGCACUCAGAGCCACACGUUGGGCACAGGUGUUGGCUCCUUUCUGCCCUAUGGGCUCUGUGCUGCAGAUGGACAGAGUGACGGCAGCGAGGCUGCGGUGACCACCUUCAGGAAAGGAACAGCAGCAGUAUGAGCUCCCCUGACUACUCAAGGAUAGCUCUUCUAGCAGGGAUGGUUUGGGAUUGGGAUGGGGCUGCUCUGUGACCACCCUCUGAAAUGCCCAUGCGUACAGCAUUGAGAUGCUGCUUGGUGCCAGCACUAACCCGCUGCAGGGCAGUGCUGCCCUGUGCCACCCCUGAGCACCCCCACCUUCUAACCCCUCCUCCCCUCCCAUCUCUCUUGCAGGUAUGACCUCCCUUAUCUAACACCUCCAGAGGCUUUGCCUAACCACUGCCCAGCUGCUUCGCCCCCUCUUCUCCCCAUGCUCACAAGCUGCAGGAGAUCUCAGGGGAACAUCGGGGCUGUGGGGUCACAGCACUGCUCACAGAGAGGCUCAGAAGGAAGAGCUGCACGGCACACAGAGCUCAGCACCCUGCUCCUCUCUGGUUCUGCCCAGGGCCCUUUAGGGUGAUGGGCACCAUGACACUCCUGCAGCCACCGAGCAGCCUCCCAGGGCUGAGCCAACUCUGUAACAGCAGCCGACUGCCAGCCUUAUGGAUGGAACUCUGAGAGGUGCUGGGUCUGUGGGGUAGGGACAAGCCCACACCAGAGCUUCAGCCCAACUAGUAGCCUUAUCUCGGGAGGAUCUUUAUAACAGAGCCUUAUCAUUUAAUUUGCAUAUAUUUCUAUAUAUUAUAUAUAUAUUCUGUACUUAAAUACUCUCACGGACUCAUGCCAUUAAACCCUAACACUGAGUGUAGUUGCACUUCGCUCUUGGUCCAGCCCAACUCCUGCUCCUGCAGAGAUCCUUCCCCCUCUCAGCGGGAUGAUAUGGGGGCAACUGGAGGGCCAGGCUGGCGGCAGGGCCCUGUCCCACCUGCUGUCCUGGGGAGCAUCCUGGGGGCUGCCAGGAUGUUGGGCUGUGAUGUAGGAUCAGGGGCUGCGUUAUGUCGAGAAAGCUGCAGAGUCAGGUGCUGUGGGUGCCCCGCAGUGGGAGAGAGUUGGGAUGGAUAGAAAGAAGGAGCCUUUGGGCACACCAGGGCGCUGGGAAGGCUGUGUGUUUGUGCAUCUCUGCAUGCUGCAGGGGCUUUGGCUGUGCUGGAUGUGCUGUGUUUGAGAAGGGCUGUUGGACCAAGGCGGCAUGCUGGGGAGCAGGGAGCUGCAUCCUGUGGGGUUGGAACUUUGGCAAAGGCGUGAAGCAAUGGAGGAGAUGUGGGCCUGGUGGGUGACACACGGUGCAAGCAUCCCAAUGGUCUGUGGGUCACUGUCCUGGGGAGAGGGUGGAGGUGUUGGGUUGGCUGUAGCACAUGGUGAGAGCUGCUUGCAGUGCCCCAGGGAGGGAUGCUGACAUGGCAACAGAUAUGGCAUCAUUGGAGUAUGGCUACUGCACAAGAUCAGGGUGUCCCCAUAAAAAGAGAAAGGCAGAAUUAUGGCAAACUGGUGCAGAUCCUCACUGUAGGGAGCUGUGUGCCUGCCCCGUGGGCUGUGGGUGCAGGUUUUGGGCUAUGCUGAGGGCAGCAGGGAGGGAUGUGGGCGGGCUGAUGCUCUGAUAACCACGUACUGCUGUCCUGGCUGCUGCUCUCCACCUCUGCCGUGGAAAGAGAAUAAAUUUGUAUUUAU